Molecule: messenger RNA, 1191 nt
Organism: Ectocarpus siliculosus
Lineage: Eukaryota; Phaeophyceae; Ectocarpales; Ectocarpaceae
Source: the annotation of a GenBank genome assembly
AUUACUGCUCUCGACUUUCGGCAGACUAUGUGGACUGGAUGCGAUAUCCUGCAAGCAAUUGCACGCAAUGGUGGUCUGGUGCACUUCAGCAAGAUACGAUGGCAGCGAUCGGCCUCAGCUGCAGGUCUUGCUUUUGGAGCGCCUAGCUGCAGAACGGUCAGUGCGCGACGUGUGUUCUCAACAGCGAAACGAGCGAAACGAGGAAGAGGAGAAAGCGGCGGAACCACUUCGAGCAGAUCAUCGGCAGCAGUUGGAGCCGCGGCAGCGGCGACGCCUCCAACGCAAGCGCAGCUGCGAACGCUUUUCAUGCACUCUGCGGUGCCGAUGGUUGGGUUUGGCAUAAUGGACAAUUUUGUGAUGAUCAGUGCUGGCGACCUCAUCGACAAUACUCUAGGGGUGAAGUUUGGGCUGGCGACGUUGACCGCAGCGGCUUGUGGUCAAGUGGUGAGCGACGUGUGCGGAGUCUGCUUCGGAGGCACAGUGGAGGCCAUCGCGACGAGGAUGGGGCUGCCUGCCCCUGACCUUACGCUGAGACAACGGGGGCUCCGGGCGUGCAAGCUGGCGGCGACGUCGGGAGCUGCUAGUGGGGUCGUUGUGGGGUGCAUCCUGGGGAUGGCUACGCUCCUCUUCAUGGACACCACCCACGCUGAACGGGAAAAGAAGCAGCGAGAGAUGGACACGCUGUUCGCCACCAUCCUCGAUGACGGGCACAAUAUCGUCGGGGCGGCCAAGUGUUCCUUGUUUUUUGUCGACGAGGAAGAGGGAGAGCUGUGGACCAAGGUCGCCACCGACAACGACGGAGAGAUCAAGACGGGCAAGCUGAUAACGAUCCCGAUCACGACAGGGAUCGUUGGCGAGGUGGUCAGGACGAAAAGGCUGCUCAACGUCGCUGAUACGUCGAAGAACACAAACUACUACAAGGGAGUGGACCUCGCGAUGAAGACCACAACACGGAAUAUGUUGGCGGUGCCGGUGAUGAGCCGUAGUGACGAGAAAGGCGACGGGAAAGUAAUCGCGGUUAUUGAGAUGAUGAACAAACCGGAGGGCUUUGACGAGAACGACGAGAAACUGGUGGGGAUGCUUGCCGCCCACGUGGGGGCCUUCAUGGGGCAGGUGUCGGAGGGAAGGGCGGGCCGACACGAGUACGGCGAAGCGGUGCCCUUGCGGCGCUUGCCCACUCCCAAGAACUGA